AUUUCAUUCAAUUUCUUCUAAGGUAGAAUUGGAAGAGAAUUACCAGAGAAAUGUUUCAGUGUUUUUAAUGUAGGCAGUGUUGUUGAAGUCGUGUCAGUCCCAGGAUAUUAGAGAGACAAAGUGGGUGAGGUCAUAUCUUUUAUUGGACCAAAUUCUCUCACCAACAGAAGCUGGUCCAAGAAAAGACAUUACCUCACCCACCUUGUGUCCCUCAGCACUUUUAAUGACACAGGAACUGGAAUCUCUUACGUUUAGAUCUAAUGGUCAAAAAGGCAGGUUUUAUGGCAUUCAGUAAAAAUAAGAAAACUGAAAUGUCUCAUUUCACAGUGAAAUUAAACUGUUUGUGGUAACUGGAAACACCUUUAGGCUCCUUAUGGUGUCAAAGUCAUUGGCUGCUAAGAAUUGGACCCAAGCCAUCCUUUCAGACCUUUGCCAUCUCACAGCGAUGGAUAAUGGUGGAUAUAUGUACCAGGGAACAGUAUAUGGUCACAAACCAGUAGUAUUUGAAAAAAUCAAAUAAAUUAAAAUUGGCUUCCAAAAAUCAAAAUUAAAAUAUUUCCAAAUUGUGUCUCAUGCAGCUGUGCCUCUUCAAAACUGAGCGUUUCCCUGCUUCUUACAGCUUGCUGUAUUCUAGAACUGCUGUGUUUCUGCACUUGAUUGCAACUUUAAAUAUCUGAUCAGAGCUACAAGUUGUUCUUUACAAUAUGGAUAUCAGACUAUGCAUACUUUGUAUAAAUAUGGAUAUACUGUAUGCAUGUACAUACAUGUGUAUAUUUAUGUGCCCAAUCCAAACUUGCCCAUAUUAUAAAGCAUUGGCCUGAAAGUGUAUUUGUGACACUUUUUAUAACCCCUCAAUUUUUGCUGUUUCCCCCAAAUUGAGACACUUUAUGAUGCAUUUAUGAUGUCACUUAAGUGACAAAUAGCCCAAAUAUAUCAUUUUUAUUACCACGUUUGAAUAUAUUGGUGUGUGUGUAUAAACACAUUUGUAUAUAUGUAUAUACAUAUGUAUGUUUAUACAUACAAGUAUGUUUUUGCUAUACAGGUAAUAAAGAUGGGGGAAGGUUUUUGUGUUUUCUUAAUAGGUGAAGAAAUCUUGAAGACCAGAAAUUGGAACUUAUUGAGUUUUAAAUUAAAAAAAAAAAAAAAUUUAAACUGUCCGGCUGUGGAAGAUGGAUCUUCAUUUUUGCAGCCACUUUGACUCACAAGUUCAUCUUUAAAUGAACUGUUUUUUGAAGAGCUAACUAACCCUCGCUGUCUCCAGUCUGACAGAGAGUAUUUGAAUGGACUUGCUUCCUCCAGUAGUUGUAAGAUGUUUAAAAGCACAGCCUGUGUCUGAAUUGUGGAUGAGAUUUCCUUGGCAAUGUGAGGAGAAAAUUCUUUCUAUCCCUUUAUUAUUAAUUCACGGAUUGAGUGUUGGUUCGGCCUACAGGAGAAAUUAAUUGGAAGUCUUUGAAGACCAACGUUCUUGCCGAGGUUAUCCAGGUUACUUUUUAAAGAAGAUUUCACUGAUCACGUCUGAAGAAGAACGGGUGAAGCCCAUUUUCACUAAGAGAGGAAGAAGUCUGUGCGGAGCAAUAACCCUGAUAACUUAAGCUUGUUCUAACAAUCUGUCCAGCAUGUCUAAACAAGGAGAUGAUUGCUACUUCUAUUUCUAUUCCACCUGUACCAAGGGGGAUGGUUGUCCCUUUCGUCACUGUGAAGCUGCACUCGGAAACGAGACUGUCUGCACACUCUGGCAGGAAGGGCGCUGCUUCAGGAGUAUUUGCAGGUUUAGGCAUAUGGAGAUUGAUAAAAAACGCAGUGAGAUCCCUUGCUACUGGGAGAACCAGCCAGUUGGCUGUAAGAAAUUAAAUUGCGCUUUCCAUCACAACAAGGGACGCUACGUUGAUGGACUCUUUCUACCUCCAAGCAAAACUGUGUUGCCAAGUAUGACUGAGUGUGUAGAAGAGGAGGUGAAGGUGACCCAGAUCUCGCUGCAGCAGAAUAAACUGUCUGUCCAGUCCAACCCCUCCCCCCAGCUGCGGGGGGUGAUGAAAGUGGAAAACUCUGAAAACGUCCCCAGCCCCACUCAUCCUCCAGUCGUAAUCAAUGCUGCAGAUGAUGAUGAAGAUGAUGAUGAUCAGCUUUCUGAAGAAGGAGAUGAAACUAAAACACCUGUUCAGCAGCCAGCUACAGAAACCCAUAAUGGAUUGCGGAUAAUUUCUACUCGGAAAUCCAGUGCUAAUUCAAAACAAGAUAACAGUUUGAAUUUUGGAAUAAAAACACUUGAAGAAAUCAAGUCCAAAAAAAUGAAGGAAAAAUCACAAAAACAAGGUGAAGGCCCCUCUGGAGUUUCCGUUUAUCCACUCCAAUCCCAGACCAUUCCUGGUCCGGAAAAGGAAAACCUACGGACGGUGAUCAGGACUGUAACCUUAUCUGCAAAGCAAGGUGAGGAGCCUCUAAUUCGAUUGAGUCUCUCGGAGAGACUGGGAAAACGGAAACCCUCCAUAGAUGAAAGUGGCCCUCCAUUGAAGCGUAGCCUUGCUGAAAGGCUUGGAAAGAAGCUUGAAUCUCUGGAGAAGACUGACAAAGCACCAAAGAGAGUUCAAGUCCCCAAAUCUCUUAAGGAGAGGCUAGGAUUGCCAGCUGAGCAGGCUAGCACGGAGACAGAGGGAGCUGCAAAACAAGCAGGUGAGAUCCGUGUGAAAACACUAGAGGAAAUCCGUCUUGAGAAAGCCAGCCAGAAACGGGGAGAACCUCAAACCAAACCCAAGACUGAAGAGUCUUGUAGAACAGAAGAUCCUAAUCCAAGGGUGAGACCCUCCCCAACAAUUCGAAUCAAAACCUUUUCUGAGGUCCUGGCUGAGAAAAAAAACAGGCAGUUGGGGGAGGAAGAGCAGCUAAAAAUGGAGGAAAAGCUAAAAGCGGAGGAAAACCCUACGAAGCCGAAGACUGAGAGUGAGACCAAGAAGCAGGACACCACAGCUCCAUCUAUAGCCAGCAAAGGGCAGCUGGAGCAGUCCACAGGCAAAGCCAUGUCAAUAGGGGAGGUGCGCAUUAAAACAUUGGAGGAGAUCAAGCAGGAGAAAGCCCUGAGGAUGCAGCAGAGUGGAGAGAACACCCUAAAUACGCCACCGCAACCUGAGCUUACUCCCAUCGGCAGGCGAUUACUGCGCAUUACAAAGCUGACAGCACCUGGAAGAGAAGAAAAGAAGUUGGUGGAGUCAAGCGUUCCGCCCCUCAGUGUUGGCCCAGCAGACAAGGCUGCAGAGUUUUCAGAUGAGAGUGCAAGCAACUCUAUGGCUCAAAUGAAGAGUUCUGAAGAAAUCCUGAGGGAGAAGCGGCAGCUGAAGCCACGGCAGAAGGAGACGCUCCAGAAGGAAAUACCUGCUGUGUCGUCCCCUGGAGAAGAAACAAUUGAAGAGAAGAGCCCAGUGGCUGGAAGUCCUGAAUCCACAGUGACACCUGGGGCAACUCGUCGGCUGACAAAGAGACUGACUGUGAAAGCAGAGGAAGCCGUGAUGGAAAGUCCAGGAACGGAGGGUUCAGUACUGCCAGUGAAACAAGCAGCUCAGUCUCUGGAGCGAAAGGCUAAAGCCAAACCCAAGGUGAAUGUGAAGCCAUCAGGCGUAAAAACGAUCUCCCCUGCAAAGCAGGCCCUGAAACGUAAGGUGGCUGAAAGUCAUCCUUCUGCCAUAGCAGCUGUGAAACCACUAAGCACCACCAGCAGUGACUUGAAGGAGCUCCCGGCUAAAAAAGCAGCUAUGACUACUGUUCUAGCCCUGCCAGAGGAUAGUCCGGCCACUGUACCAGAGAGAGCAAAAUCCAGAGACAGCCCUGAGCUCCACAUAGGAAGCCAAGCAGCCUCUGUGGCUCAAUCAGAGAUGACAAGCCCAACCUCUUCACAGGCAGCAGUAAAGACCCGCAGGCUGAGUUCCAACGCAGCUGGGAAAGCACCCUUGUCCGUAGAAGAUGACUUUGAGAAGCUGAUUUGGGAAAUCUCUGGAGGCAAACUGGAAGCAGAGAUUGAUCUGGAUGCAGGAAAAGAUGAGGAUGACCUCCUGCUUGAACUAUCUGAAAUGAUUGACAGCUGAACCAGACUUAUACUUAUCUUUUAAAACAAAAAACAUUUUAAACUCUAUUUUGUUGGAUACCCAAGAUAAACCUUUUUCUUCUAUAUGAGGCUUUGCCACAAGUCUUCAAGUACACUUGAACUGGUAGAAAUUGGCAAUAUCUGCACUCAAUUGUCGUUAAUUUCCCUGCCCGUAAGAGUUAACCUGUAUACCCAUCCUGUUACCAUACGUGGCUAUUUUGAAUAUGUGAAGACAAAGCACUUCACAGUUUCAGGCCAGAAUGAUCCUGGAGCCCAUCUAUAAAGCCUGGGGGUAUAAACUUCUUCCACUGAUUCAAGGCUGUGAAGGCUUUAAAAAAAAAAAAAAAAAAAAAAAAAACGUUUUUCUCAGCAAGGUGUGCAAAACUCAGUGAGUGUGUUUCAAAGCUUUCUUUUGCUUUGUUUUCUUGAAUGGCCUCGAAUUACUAUGUCAACUCUUGAGUUGUAUUUGUCCUUACCUUCUUGUUUUAAGAUUCUAGGUGAAAAUUAAUGAAAAGGAUAAUUACUACAGUAAUGUGGGCCAAACGUACUGCCAAAGGUGCGGGAUUGGGUUAGUCCAUCCAGCCUUACUUCCUUUUACUUAUCAGGGACAAUACAAUAUCAGUAUGGAAAGCAGCAGCAUACAGUACAUGAAGACUGCCUUUCUCCCUUUGAAUCCUACUGUACUAAAUCUUGAGGGGUUGGUACUUUUUGUUGACUGAAUAAGGUCCUGGGGCAAGUGGUGUAAGCCCUCAUGGUCUGCUGCACAUCAGUAAAUUGAAAAUGGGUCUUAAAAGUGCCUCUCAUUUCCACGAAUCUCUUCCUUCUUCUGCUGACUUUUCUUCUACUGGAAAGCAGUAGCUGCUGGCACUGAUGGGAAAACACUUUCAGCUUUCUUUGAACCCCAAUUCGCUGUAUAGGCUUGUCUGAUUUGAUGUAGCACUAUGCUGGAAUUCAGCCAAUAAGAAGCAUUUGUCAAGUCAGGCAAGUCCUAGAAAAGUGUUCUACAGCGGUCAGAGCAAACUCUGUGUCCUCUCCUGUCCUGUGGAUACCUUUCUUUCUUCUCACCCUUCAUUUCUCUAUAAUUCCAUCCUCCUCCUCCUCUGCCUGAACUAAUCAUUUAGGAAGUACAUACCUGGGGUUGGGAUGUUAGGAAAACUAGUCCUCUGUGCUUGACAGUCCAUUUGCCUGAACUGUGUACAUGGAAUCUUGCUGUGACCCCGCAGUAAACGGUUGAGAUUGGGGUGUAUUGUGUUUCCCAUCACCUAUGUUCAUUUUGACCAUGAGUUUUUUUAUUUUAUUUUUUUUAAUUUUCUUAAACUUUCAACAAGCUAGUCCCUUCUGACUUUGAGCUGUGAGGAUAUAGGUGUGGCAAGCUUCUGCUGCUGGCAGGCUUAAAAAAAAAGUUUAAUUGUAUUGUAAAUAUUUUGUCUUUGGAAGAAAACACGUACAUGAUUUGGUAAUCCACUGUGAUGUCUUAGUUCUUAUAGGGAAGAUUUGAACCAAAACCAAUUUUUAAAUUAAAAAGCCCACUCCUGAAAAAACUGCUGUUAUAGUUCUAGGAGGGACACCACGCAGGAAGCUUCAUCCCGAAGAAGCUGAAAAGCAACAACCCUCCAUCCUGCUGAAGGACUUUUCACAAUGAGACUUCAGGUUGCUUGUGCACAAAUGGAAGCAACUUUCAGAGAGAGAGAGAGAGAGAUGUAUGAGAGAUUGUGAUCUAAAAAAAUUUUCCCUGCUGCUUGUUAUCUCGCUGUGUUUAAGCAGAAUAUUCUGUUCCAUUGUCAGCUUUGUUCACUUCCUUCUCUGGAUGAGAAGUCCUGUCUACGAAGGCCGAAUUUUGUGUAUGCCAUUACUUCUGUAAAUAUUUUAUUCUCUCAUUUUCUAUUUAGUUUGUAUUUAAAGCAUUGUCUUACAUGUAAUCUGAAUCAUACAUGUUCACCAUGAGUUGGGCUGUUCAUGAAAAACAUUACUCUUGUUUUUAAAUAAAGCUGAUGUAGGAAGUCUUA
Molecule: messenger RNA, 6078 nt
Organism: Caretta caretta (loggerhead turtle)
Lineage: Eukaryota; Metazoa; Chordata; Testudines; Cheloniidae
Gene: ZC3H11A
Product: zinc finger CCCH-type containing 11A
Biological process (GO): poly(A)+ mRNA export from nucleus
Molecular function (GO): metal ion binding
Source: RefSeq, a predicted model, not a curated record